AUGAUCUUGAGGCGCAAGCACUUCUUUCCACUCGGCUUGGGGCUCAUCGUUCUCUUCCUGGUUUACAACUUGACGGUCCAGGACUCUCAAUCCCAGUUCUGGUCUGGCUCACUGGCAGGUUUGAGGUAUGGAGGCGCCAAAGGACCCAGCCAUCAGAUUGACCCAAAAGUGCUUGAUGAUGAGACCUACUUUUGGCGGCAGGUACCCACUCACUAUCCAGUGCAGGCUAUGAAGCCACUGCCAAGUGGGACACCUCAGAAGCUGCCAAAGAUUCAAGCUUCUUUCGGCAAGGAAGAUUCUCGGGACAGGCAAAUCCGCUUGGGCAGGAGGGGCGCGGUCAAGAACGCCUUCAAGCGCUGCUGGAAAGCAUAUUCGGAGCAUGCUUGGCUUCAGGACGAAGUCACUCCGAUCACUGGCUCGUCAAGGAGUACCUUUGGAGGAUGGGGGGCUACUCUCGUUGACAGCCUCGACACGUUAUGGAUAAUGGGUUUGGAAGACGAGUUCGAGCAAGCAGUGUCGGCCGCUGCAAAUAUCAGCUUCGAGAAAAGUGCGCUGACUGAGAUUAAUGCUUUCGAAACAACAAUUCGUUAUCUUGGCGGCUUCCUCGCGGCAUAUGAUCUCAGCGGGGAUGAGAGGCUUCUGCUGAAAGCUAGGGAAGUUGGGGACAUGCUUUACGUUGCAUUCGAUACACCUAACCGGAUGCCUGUUACAAGGUGGGACAUCGGGCGCGCUGCGAGAGGCGAGCCACAAGAAGCCUCGAGAUGGGCCCUGGUAGCGGAGAUCGGAUCGCUUUGCAUGGAGUUCACUCGCCUUUCCUUCAUCACUGGAAACCCGAAGUGGUUCGAUGCAACUGAGAGGAUUAUGUUGGCAUUGAAGGACCAACAGAUGAAGACCAAGCUGCCUGGUAUGUGGCCCAUCAGUGUCAACCCCCAAGACAUGAAGUUCACCGAGGACAACGGCUUUGGGCUCGGGGCUAUGGCAGACUCGGUGUUUGAGUAUCUUCCCAAGAUGGUUGCGUUGAGUGGUGGGCGCCUGCCGCACUACGAAAAGAUGUACAAGGCGGCAAUGAAGACAGCACAAAAGUACAAUCUGUUCCGGCCGAUGACACCAGACAAUGCAGACAUACUCAUUUCAGGAAACGUCCGCGUGGAUAAAGAGAAGGGCCGUUUGAAUGCCAGAAGGGAACACCAGGGCCAGCACCUUGUCUGUUUCGCCGGAGGUAUGUUUGCUGUUGGUGGAAAACUGCUCAACAUACCGGAUCAUCUCAAGACAGCACGGAAGCUCGUUGAUGGCUGCAUCUGGACGUACAAGAACAUGCCUCUGGGUAUAAUGCCUGAAGUCUUCUGGAUGGCCCCGUGCGAGUCUGAAGAAGACUGCCCUUGGGAUGAGAAGAAGUGGCAGGAGGCGGUCUUGGAGAAGGCGGGUGAGAGCAAAGACGAUCUCAGUAAGGCGGCUGGAGUCAUUGCACAACGGCGACUUCCAGAGGGUUUCACUGAGAUACCUGAUGGCCGAUACAUCCUGCGCCCGGAAGCGAUAGAAAGCGUCUUCAUCAUGUACCGCGCAACCGGCGACCCCGAGCUCCUCGAGUCGGCCUGGGCCAUGUUUGAGUCCAUCCAGCGAGCCACUCAGACGGACCUGGCGAACUCCGCCGUAGCCGACGUGACGGUCGCGAGUCCCAUAGACGUCCAACAGACAGACUCGAUGGAAAGCUUCUGGUUGGGCGAGACCCUGAAGUACUUCUACCUCAUCUUUAGUGAGCCUGAGCUGAUAUCUCUGGACGAGUUUGUGUUCAAUACGGAGGCCCACCCCUUUCGGCGGUUGGUCCCGUGA
Molecule: messenger RNA, 1830 nt
Organism: Neoarthrinium moseri
Lineage: Eukaryota; Fungi; Ascomycota; Sordariomycetes; Amphisphaeriales; Apiosporaceae
Exons: 1
Coding region: 1-1830 (609 amino acids)
Biological process (GO): carbohydrate metabolic process; N-glycan processing
Cellular component (GO): Golgi membrane; endoplasmic reticulum
Molecular function (GO): calcium ion binding; mannosyl-oligosaccharide 1,2-alpha-mannosidase activity
Source: RefSeq, a predicted model, not a curated record